AUGAAAGGGUUCAUUUUUUUGCACACCCUGUUGUUGCUGGUUGGCAUGCAGGAAAUGAGGGCUGAGCGUGUGUACCCCCAACGCGGAGGGAAUAUUCACGUGAGGAGGGCCCCACAGGGUGAAAGGAAAAGGGCGUACAUAAUAAAUGUGAAAAGAGGGAGUGUGCAGGAUGGUAGAGGGAAACGGGAGAGGUGGUCUGGGCGGAUAAAAUUUAGGAAGCGGGAGGACCUCGCAUGUGGGGCGAAAGGUAGUGACUGUGCUGCAAGUGGUAGGGGCAGCAAACAUGCCCUUAACGCCGCUAACGCCGCUAGCAUGGACAGCACAGAUAGCAUGACGAGCGGCGGAGGUGACCCGGCCCCCAUGAACGUGGCCAUCUUCGGCAGCAGCGGGAGCAUCGGUACGAACGCGCUGGACAUCAUUCGCGAGUGCAACAGAAUCAAAAAGCGCUUCAACGUGGAAGCCUUAUAUGUUAACAAAAGUGUGAAUAAAUUGUAUGAACAGGCAAGGGAGUUUUUGCCAAAAUAUGUGUGCAUCCACGAUGAGUCCAAAUAUGAAGAGUUAAAAGAUUUGUUAAAAAAUAUAAAAGGUUACACACCAGAGAUAUUGGUAGGGGAUGAUGGAAUGAAAGAAAUGUGUAAGAGUAGUACACUGGAUAAAGUUGUAAUCGGGAUAGACUCGUUCCAUGGUUUAUAUUCAACCAUAUAUGCAAUUAAAAAUAAUAAAAUUAUUGCAUUAGCAAAUAAGGAGUCCAUUGUGUCUGCAGGAUUUUUUCUCAAAAAAUUAUUAACAGUUCAUACAAAAGCGACUAUCAUUCCAGUGGACUCAGAACAUAGUGCAAUUUUCCAAUGCCUAGAUAAUAACAAAGUGUUAAAGACAAAAUGUUUACAGAAUGAUUUUUCCACAGUAAAUCAAAUAAAUAAAAUAAUUUUAUCUUCGUCAGGUGGCCCAUUUCAAAAUAUGUCUCUUGAUAAAUUGAAAAAAGUAACCUCAGCAGAUGCCCUCAAACAUCCCAAAUGGAAAAUGGGACCAAAAAUAACCAUCGACUCUGCAACGAUGAUGAACAAAGGACUAGAGGUCAUUGAAGCUCAUUUCCUAUUUGAUAUAGAUUAUAAUAAUAUUGAAAUUGUUGUUCAUAAAGAAUGUAUACUUCAUUCGUGUGUGGAAUUUAUUGACAAAUCUGUUAUAGGGCAAAUGUAUUAUCCUGAUAUGAAGAUACCAAUCCUGUUUGGUUUGAGUUGGCCUAAUAGAAUUGACACAGACUUACCCUCCCUUAACUUGGUGAAUACAUCUCCGCUCACAUUUUACUCCCCCUCACUAGACCAUUUCCCUUGUAUUAAACUGGCUUACCAUGCAGGUAGGAAGGGGAACUUUUACCCAACUGUCCUCAACGCUGCGAACGAGGUGGCCAAUAAACUUUUUUUGAGUAACAAGAUUGGCUACUUUGAUAUUGCGGCCAUAAUAUCGGAAGUCCUGGAGUCCUUUACUCCACAGGCCGUCUCGAACAACUGCGAGGAUUUGAUGAACCAAAUUGGGGACAUUAGCAACUGGUCCAUGCGCAGGGCCACGGAGGUGUACCAGGCGCGCUCUGGCGCGGCGCCGUGA
Molecule: messenger RNA, 1602 nt
Organism: Plasmodium fragile
Lineage: Eukaryota; Apicomplexa; Aconoidasida; Haemosporida; Plasmodiidae
Product: 1-deoxy-D-xylulose 5-phosphate reductoisomerase
Exons: 1
Coding region: 1-1602 (533 amino acids)
Biological process (GO): isoprenoid biosynthetic process
Molecular function (GO): 1-deoxy-D-xylulose-5-phosphate reductoisomerase activity; protein binding; NADPH binding
Source: RefSeq, a predicted model, not a curated record